This is a messenger RNA of Psilocybe cubensis, 1014 nucleotides long. RefSeq lists its product as uncharacterized. The transcript is spliced from 11 exons. Lineage: Eukaryota; Fungi; Basidiomycota; Agaricomycetes; Agaricales; Agrocybaceae. Bases 1 to 1014 code for a protein of 337 amino acids. The record is from RefSeq and is a predicted model, not a curated record. Gene Ontology annotation, molecular function: nitronate monooxygenase activity.
AUGCCGAUUAUUACGCCAGUGACGAAGAUUCUAGGGAUCCGAGUUCCUAUCGUGCAAGGAGGAAUGCAAUGGGUGGGUGUGCCGAAGUUGGCAGCUGCAGUUUCAGAAGCUGGAGGACUCGGUAUCCUGACUGCACUGACCCAACCUUCCCCCGACGCACUUCGAGAAGCCAUCCGAGAGACACGCAAACUCACCUCAAAACCUAUCGGUGUCAAUAUCACGUUGCUACCCAGCAUUAAUCCUCCUGAUUACCAGGGAUAUGCGCGUGCCGCCGUCGAGGAGGGCAUUAGGAUUUUUGAGACUGCUGGAAAUAAUCCCGGACCAUUGAUUAAAUACUUCAAGAGCAAGGGAUGCGUUGUGGUGCACAAGUGCACCACUAUCAGGCACGCGAAGAGUGCUGAGAAGCUGGGUGUUGAUAUUUUGAGCAUUGAUGGCUUUGAAUGUGCUGGACAUCCUGGAGAAGAUGACAUUGGCGGGUUGGUGCUGCUGGCCCGAGCAGUCAAGGAGCUCAAAGUUCCUUUCAUUGCUUCUGGCGGUAUUGCCGAUGCCCGAGGUUUCGCUGCUGCAUUAGCCCUCGGCGCCAGCGGAAUCAAUAUGGGAACUCGCUUCAUGUGCACAGUCGAAUCUCCUAUUCACCAAAAUAUUAAGGAGAAGAUCGUUGCGUCAACUGAGCGUGACACGGUCCACAUUUUCCGCACUCUGCACAAUACUGCCCGCGUGUUCAAAAACAAGGUCUCGAUGGAGGUUGUUGCCAUUGAGAAACGCGGCAAUGCCAAGUUCGAGGAUAUCAAGGACCUGGUGUCUGGAGCCCGUGGACGAUUAGUAUAUGAGAAGGGUGAUCCUGAUAUUGGUAUCUGGUCCGCGGGUAUCACGAUUGGAUUGAUCAACGAUAUACCGACCUGCGAAGAACUGCUAAGAAGGUUUGAAAGGGAGACUGAGGAGAUUGUGAGCGGAUUGAACAAGGUGGUGUUUACGGGAGAGUCGUGCCCGGUGUCAGGAAGGGCGAAACUGUAG